AUUUCCGAUUAUUUCAGUGUUGUAACUUGUCAGAACAUCUACAAUCUUGGUUUUCGGUUCCCUUGAACAAAAUCAUCUCCACCACCACCAAGUUGAAACAAUCGCAUAACAAUGGCAGGAACCAAUCACAUACCAAAGGGAGUAAUCUCUCUUCCAUUCUCUUCACCUCGCACAUCACUUCUCUUCAAUUCACCCGUCUUUUUCUUGAAUUUCUUAACUUGUACUCCUCGAUUCACCACAAAAAACCUUAAUCUCAAAUUCAAUUACACCACCAAUUCCAACUUCAAUGUCGAUUUCAGAGAGAAAACCACAUUAGUUAGAGCCAUGUCAUCAUCUUCAUCUUCAUCUUCUUCUUCUUCUUCUUCUUCUUCUUCAUUUGGGUCUCGGCUAGAAGACUCCAUAAAGAAGACAAUUACUGACAACCCAGUUGUUGUUUACUCUAAAACUUGGUGUUCGUAUUCGUCUGAGGUGAAAUCACUGUUCAAAAAACUUGGAGUGAAGCCGUUUGUUAUAGAAUUGGAUGAAUUGGGUGCUCAGGGGCCUCAAGUGCAGAAGGUUCUGGAGAGGCUUACUGGUCAACACACUGUUCCAAAUGUCUUCAUUGGGGCCAAGCACAUUGGUGGUUGUUCAGAAACUGUGAAGCUGCACCACAAAGGAGAACUUGAACCAUUACUUUCUGAAGCAAAUGGCAAAAAUUUGUAGAGCUAUCAACUCUAUAUUGAUGCAAGAUAUGCCAUCUUGCCUUCUGAAUACUACAAUUUGUUUUGUUGAUUCUUUUGCUGAAAUAUAGGUACUGGAACCAUAGACUAUAACUAGACUUGUCAAACACAAUGCACAAUACCAUAUCAAUGAAGUACUUUAAUGAAGUAAAAUCAGCUUUCAUAGCAAAUUUUAUUCAUAUGUUUCAGAUAAAUGGCAAAAAUAAAUUUUAAA
Beta vulgaris subsp. vulgaris (sugar beet) is the source of this 933-nucleotide messenger RNA. RefSeq names its product glutaredoxin-C5, chloroplastic. Bases 112 to 702 code for a protein of 196 amino acids. The record is from RefSeq and is a predicted model, not a curated record. Gene Ontology annotation, molecular function: glutathione disulfide oxidoreductase activity. Gene Ontology annotation, biological process: cellular response to oxidative stress. The transcript is spliced from 5 exons. NCBI's taxonomy places the organism in Eukaryota, Viridiplantae, Streptophyta, Magnoliopsida, Caryophyllales, Amaranthaceae. Gene Ontology annotation, cellular component: cytoplasm.